UAUAGGUAUAAAUAUAAAUAUACAUAUAGAGUCAUGCGGUUAUUUUAAAGAAAUUUUAGUAACUAAAAUUCACCAACGCUUCUUAGGCUUGCUCAGGCUUCUCAGUUCUCAGUUCUCACUUUCUCGCUUUCUCACUUUCUCAGUACCACUCGGCACUCAGUACUCAACUAUCACAUAUAAAUAUCGUGGCAUGGUUUAUAAGUUUAUAACAGUCGAUAUUUGAUAACAGUUUAUACUUUAUAAACUUUAUUCUUGAAUCAUUCGUCUUUCAUAUAGUACUAAGAUUCAAGACGGAUUUAGAUUAUAUUUAUACUUUCAAUGAUCAUUUACUAAAAUAAUAAAUAAUUAAAUUAAUCUAGUAAUUUUGAAAUUUAACAUCAAAACAAAGGAGCUCGACAACAAAACAUCACGAGAAGAAAGUCGUGUUGAAACUUUUGAACACCAAUUUAAUAAAAAAAUAUUUACAGCAAUCAAGCAGAUAAAAAAAUGGCUGGUAACAGUGGGAUGGAGAGUUUGAUUUCGAUUGUAAAUCGUCUUCAAGAUGUAACUACUCGAUCAAGAGUUACAUCAAAAUUGGAUUUGCCACAAAUAGCAGUUGUCGGAGGCCAAAGUGCAGGCAAAAGCUCUGUACUCGAAAAUUUUGUUGGAAGGGACUUUCUUCCACGAGGUUCUGGUAUCGUCACAAGACGACCACUUGUAUUGCAAUUGAUUAACAUCGAAAAUCAAGAUCAAGAGUAUGCCGAGUUUUCCCAUUGUCCCGGUAAAAAGUUUCUUGAUUUUAAUCAAGUUAGACGAGAAAUUGAAGAGGACACUGACCUAGUCACCGAUGGAAAAAAGGGCAUCUCAAAUGAUCCAAUAAAUCUUCGAAUAUAUUCUUCAAAAGUGUUAAAUUUGACUUUGGUUGAUCUACCUGGUCUUACAAAAAUUGCAAUCGGUGAUCAGCCACCUGACAUUGAAACUCAAAUUCGCAAAAUGAUACUCGAAUUUAUAUCGAAGGAAUCGUGUCUCAUUUUGGCUGUUACUCCGGCAAAUACUGAUCUGGCAAAUAGUGACGCUUUAAAACUUGCCAAGGAAGUAGACCCAAAAGGAUUAAGAACCAUUGGAGUUAUAACUAAAUUGGAUCUAAUGGAUGAUGGAACAAAUGCCCUCGACAUUUUGGAAAACCGUUUAUUACCAUUACGACGUGGCUACAUUGGUGUUGUCAAUCGUAGUCAAAAAGCUAUCGAUGAAAACAAAGAAAUAGUUGAUGCAAUUCUUGCUGAAGAAAGGUUUUUUAAAACCCAUGAAGCGUAUAAACAUAUGGCAGACAAAUUAGGAACUCCAUAUCUUCAAAAAGUGUUGAACCAACAACUCACAACUCAUAUUCGAGAAAGUUUGCCGGCUUUACGAAAAAAAUUGCUAGAUCAAAAGCAAUUGUAUGAAAAAGACUUGAACAUGGACGACAUGAAUCUUGACGAUUCAGCCUCAAAAACUAAAUCAAUGAUACAGAUGGUCAAUGAACUUCGUUCGAAAUUUGUAAACACAAUUGGUUGUUACGAAUCAGAUGAAAUUGGAGAGUUCUUAAAUGGAGGCUCGAAAAUAUGCUACUUGAUGCAUGAAAAAUUGCCAAGAGAAAUUACAGCAAUUACACUUUCCGGUAAUGAUACUGUCCGUCGAGAAAUCAAACUUGCUAUAUUAAAUAUCCGUGGUGUACGACUUGGCAUGUUCACUCCGGACAUGGCCUUUGAAGCUGUUGCUAAAAAACAAAUCAGUCAUUUGAAAAAACCAGCAGUUGAUUGUGUCAGUGAGGUGAUUGAAGAGCUGAAUCAACUCUUGUAUGACUGCACAAAAGUGAUGGCUCGUUAUCCGAGAUUGCAAGAACUCACUGAAGAAAAAUUAAUGACAUAUUUAAAAACAUGUGAAAAACAGUGUCAAAAACAGUUGUGUGAUCUUUUGGAAUUUGAACUAUCAUACAUCAAUACGAAACAUGUUGACUUUGUUGGACUUGAGAAAGCAGAUGAAAAGUCUUUGCAAAAUGCUCAGUCUAUGACAAAAAAAAUUAUUAUGGAUGAAGAUGAUGAUUUGCACGAAAAAUUUCAAACAAAUCCUAAAAUAACUCAAGAAGUGGAUAAAUUUAAAAUUUUAGUUGAUUCAUACAUGAGUAUUGUUACAAAAACAGUCCAGGACCUUGUACCAAAAACAAUCAUGUGCAUGAUUAUAAAAAAAGUGAAGAAUUUCAUUAAUGUCGAGCUUCUGUCUCAACUAUUAAACAGUGAAAAUAUUCUUUCAUUUGUGGAACUUGGCGAAGCCGAAAAAAGCAAGCAAGACGAUCUAAAACGAGUGUAUAAAGCAUCAGAGGAUGCAUUAAAAAUUUUGACCAAAGUUUCCGCAUACCUCGUUCCAAAUAAUUAACUUGAAUUAAUUUUAGUUUUGUUUAUUUUUUUUUUUUCAACUUUUAUAACAAAGCAAUCAACAAAAAAUGUUCGUUAAUCAAUCUUUUUCAUUGUGAAACAUUAUCAAAAUAGUAUGACAAUGAAAUAUUGAUUUUCUUUAAGUACUUUAUAAUUAUUUUUUUAUCCAUUCAAUAGUUUUAAGCAUUAUAUAAAAUUACACAGUUUGUAUUCAUGUAAACACUUGGACUGAUUAUUUGUGUGAUAACUUCGAUACAUAUAAUCAUUUGAAAUUAAUUCCAAAUAGACUGAUCAAGUAGUUACAAAACUUGACAAAAAAUAUGUAUUAUUCGUUCAAAAGUACUUACUUGUUUUUUUUUUUUCAAAUAUGCCUAUUUUAUUGACAACAUGUUGUUAAAAUAGAUAAAAUGUAUUUUGUUAAAAAAAUUCACCAACUUAAUUUAUAAUUAAAAAGUUAAUAAAAAUCCAA
This is a messenger RNA of Aphidius gifuensis, 2859 nucleotides long. RefSeq names its product dynamin-like. NCBI's taxonomy places the organism in Eukaryota, Metazoa, Arthropoda, Insecta, Hymenoptera, Braconidae. Gene Ontology annotation, molecular function: GTPase activity; microtubule binding; GTP binding. The record is from RefSeq and is a predicted model, not a curated record. The coding region runs from base 487 to 2391 and encodes 634 amino acids. Gene Ontology annotation, cellular component: cytoplasm; microtubule; membrane. The transcript has 13 exons.